AUGAACACUAGAGCCAUGAUACCGCCGGAAUUUCACCCCGAUAUUGAAUCCGCGUUCAACCUUGACUAUGGGAUUGCCGCAUUACCGGCCGUUGCUGGCAUCGUGUCCAAUGUGUCGAUGGCCGAUCAAACACUGUUCUUAAGCCAGGACAACAUUAUCGCACGUGGGGUUAUUGCUCUCUCAGUCUUUGGAACCCUGUCACUUGUGGCCACUUUCCUUCUCAUUGCCUACAUGUGCAAGGGAAUGCUCCACCACUUUUACAGGGUCGGUACGUUGGCCGGUUACAGUCAGUCGGCCUCCCUCGUGCUGAAUCUUCUGCUCGCAGACUUUUUCCAAGGAGCCGCUUUUGCCGUCUCGUGGCAUUGGCUUAGGAUUGGCGCUGUUCUCUCUCCCAGUCGAACAUGUGUUUUCCAAGCCGUCUUUAUCCAGCUCGGGGAUAUUUCGUCAGGAGGGUUCUCAGUGGCCAUUGCCCUUCACACCUUGUAUUGCCUUCCGGUGAUGGGGAGGGCAAGAACCCUUUCCGGUCGGUGGUUUGUGGUUGGAAUUGCCUUCACUUGGAUAGUGUCGAUCAUUCUGACCGUGAUUGGGCCUGUGACUCAUGAGCAUUCCUUUUUUGCACGGGCUGGGGCUUGGUGUUGGAUUUCCGAUCGAUAUGACACCAGUAGACUGACCCUUCAUUAUCUCUGGGUAUUCAUCUUCCAAUUCGGCCUCAUCCUCGUCUAUAGCAUUGUCCUCAUCCGACUAUUCCGGGUGUCCAACGAUAGGAACAACUUCCUUCAUACCACCGAUCUCGCUAGCCGAAUCGCACGGAACAUGGCUCUUUAUCCAGUCUUUUACUGUGGUCUCACGAUUCCUGUGGCUGUCGUCCGCAUGGUUGCUAUGUCAGGAUCCACAGCGCCUACUGGAUUAUAUAUAUUCGCCGGCUGUUGCCUUACAUCAAUUGGCUGGGUAGAUGCGAUCCUGUAUGGGUGGACACGGCACCUAGUUCGAUUCGACAGCCGUCCGUGGCGCCGAGAUACGAAUUCAGCCUCGCGAUCCAAACCGUCAUCGGGUUCAGGAGUGGCGACCCUCCCACCAACUCCUCGCACACCUGACGUCCCUCUUAUACCCCUCUCCAAUCAUUCCCACUCCUCCAUCGACGGCCGGGAGUCGUCAUCAGAUGUUGGUUCUUCGUCCGUGAACCACCAGGCGAUACCCACGACGCACAAUCCCGACUCCAGGGGGGUUUCAUUUGUGACGGGGUCAUCCGCCGAUCUCGCCGCUUCUCCGUCCAGUCAUAAUGCAGAUUUCCUUCCGCCUACUUCGUCUGUGAAUCACCAGCAGAUGUUCACAACACAGUGUCAUGACUCUAGGAGGGUUUCCUUUGUGACGGGGUUAUCCACCGAUCUAGGAGCUUCUUCGUCCGGCCAUCAUGCAAAUGCCCUUCCGCAUAAUGUCCCCGCUCGGACAACUGUCAUUACUGGUGGCGCGGAGAACCAUACGGCAUGUGAUACUAAUUCGGGCAUCACACAGCCUUCUCAGGCACGCUCGACCACACCAAGAUUGUCAAGGUUAUCGGAUUCGAACUCACCAGACAUGCACGUGUAUAUUGAAAAGACGGUCGAAGUCACUAUAGAAGAGGCGUGA
This is a messenger RNA of Eremomyces bilateralis CBS 781.70, 1626 nucleotides long. RefSeq lists its product as uncharacterized. Gene Ontology annotation, cellular component: plasma membrane. The record is from RefSeq and is a predicted model, not a curated record. The transcript is spliced from 2 exons. Bases 1 to 1626 code for a protein of 541 amino acids. Gene Ontology annotation, molecular function: G protein-coupled receptor activity. Gene Ontology annotation, biological process: adenylate cyclase-activating G protein-coupled receptor signaling pathway. Lineage: Eukaryota; Fungi; Ascomycota; Dothideomycetes; Eremomycetales; Eremomycetaceae.